Pseudozyma flocculosa PF-1 is the source of this 1614-nucleotide messenger RNA. RefSeq lists its product as uncharacterized. Bases 1 to 1614 code for a protein of 537 amino acids. Gene Ontology annotation, cellular component: mitochondrial matrix. Gene Ontology annotation, biological process: L-arginine biosynthetic process; L-ornithine biosynthetic process. The record is from RefSeq and is a predicted model, not a curated record. The transcript has 4 exons. Gene Ontology annotation, molecular function: L-glutamate N-acetyltransferase activity, acting on acetyl-CoA as donor; L-glutamate N-acetyltransferase activity, acting on acetyl-L-ornithine as donor. NCBI's taxonomy places the organism in Eukaryota, Fungi, Basidiomycota, Ustilaginomycetes, Ustilaginales, Ustilaginaceae.
AUGGCCGCUCGCCUGCUGCACGCUCGAAUCUCCUCCUUUGCGGCUCAGAGGGCCAUGUCGACCUCGGCCGCCGCUCCGUCGGCCUCGACGUCAAAGUGGAGCCGGUUCGUGAUGCCGAUUGACCCUGCGCACCUGCCAAAGGGCUUUGUCGUCUCGUCGACCUAUGCCGGCAUCAAGGCCGCCAUCAGCCCCAAGCCAGUGCCAGACGCAUCCGCCUCUGCCUCUACGACGACCAAGGUCAGCCCGAAACCGGACCUCGCGCUGAUCGUCUCUUCCAAGCCCGCCGCAGCGGCCGGCACCUUCACCCGCAACGUCUUCAAGGCCGCCCCGGUCGUCGUCUCGUCGCAGGUGCUGCUGGACGGCGCAAAGACGCCAGAGGGCCCGCGCAUCAAGUCGAUCCUGGUCAACAGCGGCUGCGCCAACGCCGUCACGGGCGAGCAGGGCAUGAAGGAUGCCGUCGAGUGCAGCGACCUCGUCGCGGACGCCCUCUCGCCCGCCCUGUCGAGGUCCGAGGGCGAUGCGGAGAAGAAGAAGAAGAAGAAGGAGGAGACGCUCCUGCUGUCGACCGGCGUGAUUGGCGUGCCGCUGCCGAUGCAGGCGAUCCGCAAGUGUAUCCCGCACCUGACGAGCGGCAAUGUGCUGACGGGCGACAAGGACGCCUGGCUCGAGACGGCGAGGGCGUUUAUGACGACCGACACGUUUCCCAAGCUGCGGGCCAGGUCGUUUGAGCUGGCGGGCCGGAAGUGCAGCAUCGUCGGCAUCGACAAGGGAGCAGGAAUGAUCCACCCCGCGAUGUCGGGCCCUUCGACGACGCUGCACGCCACGCUCCUCGGGCUGCUGGCCACCGACGCCCCCGUCCACCCGUCCGCGCUGCAGAGUGCGCUCGAGCAUGCCGUCUCGCGCUCGUUCAACUGCAUCAGCGUCGACGGAGACAUGUCGACCAACGACACGAUCCUCCUCCUCGCCAACGGCCUGGCCCCGCGCUCGUCGUCGUCGGCUGCGUCAGGCGGAGAGCAGGUCAAGCCCGGCGACGAGAUCACCGAAGCGAGCCAUCCGCAGUCCUACGAGGCCUUCAAGCGGGAGCUGACCGACUUCUGCAAGGAGAUCGCCCAUCUCAUCGUGCGCGACGGCGAGGGGGCGGAAAAGUUUGUCGAGAUCAAGGUCAAGAAUGCACCGAGCUACGAGACGGCCCACGCGAUCGCAUCGAGCAUCUCCACGUCUUCGUUGGUCAAGUGCGCCCUGCACGGCGGCGACGCCAACUGGGGCCGCAUCCUUUGCGCCGUCGGGUACGCCCCGCUACCUGCGUCGGCGUCCGGCAAAGAGGCGUGGAGGAUCGACCCGUCCAAGGUCACCGUGACCUUCACGCCUCCGGCGCUCGCCAGCGAGCGGGGCCAGGACGGCUACGAGGCCAUGGUGGUGCUCAAGGACGGCACGCCCCAGCCGGUCGACGAGGAAAAGGCGGCCAGGCUGCUGGCGUUGGAAGACAUCUGCAUCGAGGUGGACCUCCAGGGCGGCAGCGGCGCGGCCGCCGCUUCGGCCCGCGAAGAGGCCACCUACUGGACCUGCGAUCUCAGCAAGGAAUACGUGGCGAUCAACGGAGACUACCGCUCGUAG